Gastrolobium bilobum is the source of this 1452-nucleotide messenger RNA. RefSeq names its product probable trehalose-phosphate phosphatase J. NCBI's taxonomy places the organism in Eukaryota, Viridiplantae, Streptophyta, Magnoliopsida, Fabales, Fabaceae. Bases 147 to 1241 code for a protein of 364 amino acids. Gene Ontology annotation, molecular function: trehalose-phosphatase activity. The record is from RefSeq and is a predicted model, not a curated record. Gene Ontology annotation, biological process: trehalose biosynthetic process. The transcript has 12 exons.
CUUCUUUUUUUCUCCCUUCUUGUUAUGCUCUGAUCUAUUGCUUCUCUGCUCCUUCAUUUUGUUCUGUUCUUUCUCUUCAAUAAAACCACGCAACUAUAACAAAUCAUAAUUAGUUUGCUUUACUCCUUCGGGAUCCUUAAGCGAAGAUGACUCAGCAGAAUGUGGUAGUGUCCGAGACGAAAUCUGGGAUCAACUGGGCUAUAACUGCUGCACAAAAGCCACCGGCGGGGCCAGGUGGGUACAUUCUCAUUCCAAGGAGGAGGAUUUUGAAGAACCUUGAAAUCAAUGGAGGACAAAGAAUCAAUGCAUGGAUUGACUCCAUGAAAGCCUCUUCUCCAACCCAUGUCAAAUCCACUCCUUCUUUGGCCGAAGAACAAAACUCUUGGAUUCUUCGCCACCCAUCAGCAUUAGACAUGUUUGAGGAAAUUAUGGAUUCAUCGAAGGGAAAGAAAAUUGUAAUCUUCCUAGACUACGAUGGUACCUUGUCGCCUAUAGUAGAGGACCCCGACCGUGCUUUCAUGUCGGAUUCGAUGAGAAAAACAGUAAGGAAACUCGCAAGGUGUUUUCCCACUGCAAUAGUUAGCGGCAGAAGCAGAGACAAGGUAUACAAUUUUGUUCGCCUGGCAGAGCUAUAUUAUGCUGGAAGCCAUGGUAUGGAUAUUAAAGGCCCAACAAGAAGCUCAAAAUACAACAAAAACAAUAAAGCAGAGGCAGUUCUUUUUCAACCUGCCAGUGAAUUUCUUCCCAUGAUAGAUGAGGUGUACCAACAAUUAGUUGAGAAAACGAAAUCAACUCCUGGAGCCAGGGUCGAGAACAACAAGUUCUGCGUGUCUGUUCAUUUUCGCUGCGUCGAUGAAAAGAAAUGGAGUGAACUGGCACACCAAGUGAGAUCAGUGUUAAAGGAAUACCCGAAGCUUCGUCUUAGCCAAGGAAGAAAGGUACUAGAGAUUCGUCCCACUAUUAAAUGGGACAAAGGGAAGGCCCUGGAAUUUUUGUUAGAGUCACUCGGAUUUGCCAACUGUAAUGAUGUCUUUCCUGUUUAUAUUGGUGAUGACAGAACCGAUGAAGAUGCAUUCAAGAAAUUAAGAGACAGAGGACAAGGUUUUGGUAUUCUUGUCUCGAAAUUUCCGAAGGAAACAACUGCAUCAUACUCUUUACAGGAACCCAAUGAGGUUAUGGACUUCCUUCAACGUUUGGUGGAGUGGAAACAAGUAUCCCUGCGAGCACGUUCCUGGGUGUAAAUGAAUAGAAUGACAUUAUACAUACCUACGCUGCCGUAAAAAUGAAAUUCGCUAGGGUAGGAUAUAGGACCCUUUUUUUUCUCUGUUUUGUUCAGAUUAGAACAAAGAACAAAAAUGUAUGGAAAAAAGAAAGAGAAAAGUGCCUUUCUGAGUUUGAAAGCAAGUCCGCGUUUCUGUAAUUAGCCAAGUAGUACAUGUAGUACAGGGAAAA